AGAGGAGGAUCCCCCUGCGCACCCACAACGGAGGAGACGCCGAGCGAUAAGAACAUAUACAAAUAAUCAACGUUGAGCUUUUUAUCUGCCAUCAUGUCAGCUGGAGGAGAUUUGGGGAACCCCCUGAGGAAAUUUAAACUUGUAUUUUUGGGAGAGCAGAGCGUGGGGAAAACAUCUCUCAUCACUAGAUUCAUGUAUGACAGUUUCGACAACACGUAUCAGGCAACCAUUGGAAUAGACUUCCUAUCAAAGACAAUGUACCUGGAAGACCGAACAAUGUGAACUCGUUCCAGCAGACCUGCAAAUGGAUUGAUGAUGUCAGGACAGAGAGAGGAAGUGAUGUCAUCAUCAUGCUAGUUGGCAACAAAACAGAUCUGGAGGAGAAGAGGCAAAUCAUGAUCGAGGAAGGAGAGCAGAGAGCCAAAGAGCUGAACGUCAUGUUCAUCGAGACCAGUGCCAAGACAGGCUGCAAUGUCAAACAGCUGUUUCGUCGGGUUGCAGCAGCCCUACCUGGAAUGGAAAGCUUGGACGACGCAAAUCCUGAAGGCAUGAUUGACAUCAAGCUGGACAAACCGGCAGAGCCUACUGUUCCCGAGGGCGGGUGCUCAUGUUAAUGCAGAGCUGAGAUCGGACAGCUCCCUUCACACCAUAGGCUUGUUGUGUUGCUUACUACUGGUUAGCUUCCAGUUGACUUCUCUAAUUGGAUAUAGGAUGCGGGCCUUGUAUCUGAUUGGACAAAUCAAAUGUUAUCUUUCAGUCUUGUUCAGUUGUAAAAUAUUGUAUACUUUGUCAAUAUGUAAGUGACUGGAGGAGAAAAGGGAAAAAACAACAAAAACAAAAUGUUGAAAUGAAAACGAACAAAAAACACAACAACUCAGUUUUGGAAAAAUGAAAAAGGAGAAAAACGGGACAACCAACGGAAUUCUUUUCGCUGUUAUGUUUUGUAUUUUUUAUAUAUAAAAAGGGAAAGCACCAAAAAUGAUGCCUAAACAUAGAAGGAGAAAUAAUGGGGGGGUCGGCCAUUUUUCUAGAUGGCCGAACACGUCUGAAUGUCUGCAGCACGCAUGCACGCUGAUCUGAUCUUUGACCUUUGACCUUUGGCCUGCCCUCCAGGGUCUCCACACUCUGGAAGGAGGUUGACUAUCUUAGAAUGUUUUAUAGCAUCUCUCUAUAGCAUCUCAUGACAAAAAUGUAUCUCAUUUGAUAUUCCCACAAGAGUCAACUUCCAGUAGGUUCACCUAACAGUAGCUGUGAAAAUGUGGCACUCUAUCUCUCUAUGGGUUUAACUUUUAUAGAACAAACUGUACUGUGGUUAAAAAAAAAAAAAGAAGUAAUAAAAAGACAACUUACUAUCACAACUCCCCCGUCCCUCCAACCGCUCCCGCUCCUUUUCCUCUUUUCCUCUAACCCUUCGUUCCUCUCCCGUCUCCCCAUCCCUCCAUCCCGGUAAUACACAUAUAACGAUCCACUGUAAUGCACUGCACUGUAUAUAAUAAUGUAAUAUGUAUGUUGUGAACGUCCCUCUGUAGAAGUGGUCCUUGUUCACCAGUAUGAAUAAUGUAAUAAUGUUUAAUGAUUAAUAAAUUACAGAUUAAAGGGCUUCA
Morone saxatilis (striped sea-bass) is the source of this 1604-nucleotide messenger RNA. It is a transcript of the gene rab6bb, whose product is annotated as RAB6B, member RAS oncogene family b. The record is from RefSeq and is a predicted model, not a curated record. Gene Ontology annotation, molecular function: GTPase activity; GTP binding. NCBI's taxonomy places the organism in Eukaryota, Metazoa, Chordata, Actinopteri, Moronidae.